Messenger RNA from Portunus trituberculatus (swimming crab), 1441 nucleotides. It is a transcript of the gene Arp10, whose product is annotated as actin-related protein 10-like. Lineage: Eukaryota; Metazoa; Arthropoda; Malacostraca; Decapoda; Portunidae. The transcript is spliced from 8 exons. Gene Ontology annotation, biological process: retrograde axonal transport of mitochondrion. The coding region runs from base 95 to 1306 and encodes 403 amino acids. The record is from RefSeq and is a predicted model, not a curated record.
AGCAACAACAAGAGUUGGAGGGCGAAGUGUCAGCCGACUGAAGCAGAACUACAAACGUCUAACAAACUCCAUUAGUGUCAAUUAACGAGCCGGCAUGCCUCUCUUCGAAGGUUUAGGGGGAAUUGGGCUCAUCAACGAAAAGAACACCACGGUGGUGCUGGACAUCGGGACGGCGUACACCAAGGCUGGGUUUGCUGGAGAAUAUGGGCCACGCAUCAUCACUCGUUCAGAGGUGAAGUGCCGUGAGACAGGCAAGAAUGUUCCAUUGUUGCAGUAUAAAGAUGAGAAUGAGUUGAGACAUCACCUGGUUGACUUUAUUCACAAGUUGUAUUUUAGGUGUCUUCUUGUGAAUCCAAAAGACAGACGUGUUGUGGUGGUGGAGAACCUACUGUGUCCAACUGUUGUUCGAAACACUUUGGCCAAAGUCCUCUUUCGUCACUAUGAGGUGUUGUCUGUUUUGUUCGUCCCUUCACACUUGGUAGCCUUGAUGACACUGGGAAUCACCACAGGGCUUGUGCUUGAUCUGGGCCACAAGGAAGCCACAUUGAUGCCCAUUUAUGAGGGAGUGGUAGUGUUUCAUGCAUGGCAAGCACUUCCAUUUGGGGGCAGUCUCAUUGAAAAGUCACUUUCUGAGUUACUGUUAGAUCGAGCUGUGGCCACCACUGAGGAUGGCACAGAGCACAGGCUGUCAUCCAUCAUGCAGGACAUUCCCAAUAGAUACCUCGAAGACAUUAAAGUUCGCACCUGCUUCGUCAGCACUUUGGAACGAAGCAGCUGCUUGCAAAACAACAAGUAUGAUCGUUCCAUUGAACCACCACCACCACCACCCAGUGUGCAAUACCCCUUGGAAGGCCACCACAUACUCACUGUUCCAGGCACAGUGCGGGAGUUGGCAGCUGAGGCACUGUUUGAGCGGGACCAGGAUGUACUCACACUGGCCACCAUGGUGCUGAAUGCCUUGUUGAAGUGCCCUAUUGACACCCGACACAAACUUGCUGAGAACAUGGUGAUCAUUGGGGGCACAGCCAGCAUGAAGGGCAUGAAGCAUCGCAUCCUGGCGGAGGUGCGGGCAGCUGCUGCAUCAGAACAAUACCGCCAGAUUCUUCCUAUUCCAUCGUUCUUGCUGCACCACCCACCAGCUAAGGACAAUUAUGUUUCUUGGCUUGGAGGUGCCAUUCUGGGAGCCACAGAGGCGGUGAUGCUGCGAUCUUAUCACCGGGACCAGUACCUUGCCAGUGAUGUGGUGCCAGAUUGGUGUAAUUUGAUUUUCAACACAUGUGAAGACCGAGAUGAGAAGUUUGCCUAAGUCUGAUAUUAACCGCACACUCUAAAAUAUAUUACAUUCACCGUGGAGAGAUUGGCAGUUAUGCAAUAUCUAUUUAUUCUUAUAUCUUAUUUGUUUCUUUAACGUAUGAAUGAAUGAAUAAAACUUAAACAACUA